GAAUGUUUCCCAUUGAUUGGUUCAACUCAGGCGCCCAUUCCUCGUCAGCUUCGAGGCUGCCCUGCGGCGAUUGGUCAAUUGGCGUCGGUGCAGUCGACGUCACUCCUUAGAAAUCGUCCCUGAAAGGACAGACGCGGAAGAACGCCCCACUUUACUCUCGCCCUAAAACCCUCACCGCCCUCGUUUCUCAUAGCCUCGCUGGCGAGUUUCGUUCCACUUUUAAUGCACAUAAAAAUUAGACCAACUUUGUAGCCCAGUUUUUUUUUUUUUUUUUCAAGUUCACCCAGUCGUGGCCGUGAGCGAGAGAAGAAAGGAGGUAAAAAAAAAGAGGAAGUAGCGAGACGAAGAGCGGCGGAUGUCGAUACUCACCGCCGUGGCCGCUGUCAUUUCCAAGUCGCGACCGCCACCGAGGAUGGCGGCGUUUACGCUGCCUCUGUUUUUGCUGGGCCUCGUAUGGCCAGCGAUUGCUGUCGACGUGAACCUAGCCAUAGUGAGCAUGCCUAAUCUCCAGCUGGUCGGCGAAGGCGUCAAGGACCGCUUCCUCGAGCUGCAGGGCAACUACAGCGAGCUGCUGGGUAAAGGCCACAGGUUCCGCGUGCUGGCCGACCAUGCCGAGGACGCCGAGCAACUGCCGGCCAUCAUGGGCAAGAGUCUCCUCGAUGCUGCGUUCACCGUGGUCGACUGCCAGAAGACACAGCACGCUUAUGAAGUGGUCAAGAGGCGCAUGCCCCAAACGUUCCUUGUGCCAAUCAUGGACCGCUAUUGCCCACGGCUCGAGGAGGCAUUCGUGCUGGGCUUUCCCGUCACUACAGGGCCUCUGGACGUCGUGCCGCUGCUGUCUGACCUGCGGAGUACCCGCGACCUGCGUUAUUGGAAGAGCAUUGUCAUGCUGCAUGACCCUGACUACAAUCCGGUGUAUGUGGAGGACAUGGUAAAAGCUGUACGAGGGCUUUCGUCGAACGUAAAGCCCGCGGCGAUUACAACAUACCGUGUCUGUCUGGGCAGCUCUUGUGAAGAAGGGACCACGUCGAUAGACAACAUCGUCGAUACGUUUAGAGAGCAAGUGCACCUCCGCCAUUACAUCAUCGUUGGAAACAUGACGCUUGUUCGAGGAACUCUCGCAAAGAUAAGAGACAGUGACAUGAUGACCUUCCACCGGGAUUUCGUCUGCGUUGUUACUGAAGGAAUCGAUGAGGAGUUUGAAGUGUUCACUAGGACAUUCCCAGACGGUGCCAACGUUGUCAUUGCGUAUGCUGAAGUCUCAGAAACGGACUGUCCUGUCGAGGAACACUGUCAGCUGCCAAUGGCAGUCGAGACUGUGGCCAAAACCAUCGGAGACAAGCUUUCAAAGGGAACGUACAGGACAUCAGAGUUUAUGCUGACGAAGUACAUUUUCUCAAACACGUCAAAGACGCUGUUGCUGAACAGCAGCCGGUGCGGACAGUGCUCGCGCUUCGCACUGAAGACGGUGGCGAAGCUGCGCGGAGAGCAGGUGCUCCUGGACGUCGGCCAGUGGACGCUGGUGGCCGGCAUCCGCAUGGAGCGCAAGGACUUCUUUCCCGGAAUCAUCGGUGACCUGGGCGGCAUCAAGCUGAUCAUCGCCGUCAUCAACGACCCUCCCAUGUCUGUGGUUCAAAUGACACCGGACAAAAAAGCUGUUGUAAAUGUCACUGGCACGAUGGCCGAAAUGGUCGAGUCACUGGCCAGAGGACUGAACUUUACGUACGAGUGGCGGGUGCCAAAUGAAGAAAUUCCCGGGUCAUUCGAGAAAGGCAAAUGGACUGGUUUGAUCGGGAUGCUUCACAGACAGGAAGCCGACCUCGCAGCUUACGGCUUUUCGAUAACAAAAGAGCGGUCCGAAGUAGUGAACUUCACGUCAGCAUACGACGAAUCACCGUACAAGAUUCUGGUACCGAAACCGAGGGCAAACUACAAGUACCUCUUUCUCGAUCCAUUCACAUGGGAUACAUGGGUGGCUGUGCUUUUUUCGCUGCUACUCAUUGGACCCGUGCUCUGGGGUAUCCACUGCGCCAGCCCAUAUUAUGACUAUUAUGGCCUCCGGAACAACAAGGGACUCUUCCUUUUACAAAACUGUGAAUGGUACUGCUUCGGGGCAAUCAUUCAACAAGGUGGCAUCCACCUGCCUGACGCUAUCUCGGGCCGCAUCCUGGUGGGCUUCUGGUGGCUGUUCGUCAUCGUCACGCUCACCACGUACAGUGGCAACCUAGUGGCAGACCUCACCUUCCCCAAGAUCCGUAACCCCGUGGACAACGUGGAGAACCUCGUGGCGCACCGAGGGUACAUGAGAUGGGGCGCCUUCAAGGGACAGGCCGUCUUUGACCUGCUCAAGACCCAAGAGCGUGGAUCACUCAAGGUUCUAUCCGACAGAAUGAUGACGUUAGACCCAAAGCAUGAAAAGUGGGUGCUGGACCAAGUGCGCAUGGGAUACAUGGCGCUCAUCGGCAGCGAGGUGACCAUGUUCCAUUACCUGGGCCGUGAGCUCAACCGCACCGCCCGUUGCGACUUCGCCGUGGCUCGCGGCGAAGUUAUACGAGACGUGAAAUCGCUGGCAGUACGCGUCGGCUUCCCGUUCCUCGACCGUCUCAACAACGAGCUUCGGCGGCUGGUCGAGUCCGGACUGGUGAUGCACUGGAAGCGCAAGCACUGGCCGCGGGACAACGAGUGCACCGUCGAGUCAAAACCUCAAGCUGGCGACAUCCGCAAGAUCACGCUGCACCACAUGACGGGCUCCUUCUGGGUGCUGUGCGUCGGCUUCGCCUCCUCCUUCACGGCGCUCUUCAUCGAGUUCGUGCGCCGCAAGCGCGAGCUGACCGCGCCGCCGGGCCACAAGCCGCCCACGGUGAUACACACCAAGAGCCCCUUCUUCACGCGCACCGAGUACACCGGAGGCAAAGACAGCCUGGGAGACCGGUUCGCCACCGACUACGGCGGUCGCGGCAUACGCGACAACGCCGGGUUCGCCUUCAGCCCACCCAACAGCCCGUUCCGAUACAACGGCUACCCCAACAACCGCAGCGACCUAAUCCCGUACAACUACCCGGCCAGGCGCUACUAACCACGAUCCGCUGUUUCCUCAUACCCCCCCCCCCCCCCCCCCCGACCAUUGGUCUCUUUCAAGCAACAACACACAGUAUAAAGGACAAAAAAAAAAGUACGCACAUCGUGCCGGCAAUGUAUAGCGGACGCAUAAAACCCGAGCAUUGAUUAAAAAAAGAACGAAAUUAGAAUUUUGAGUGACCCGAAAAAAGGAGAAAGUGGGGAGGCGCGAGACUAUAACAGUAUUGAUGUAACACUUCACCACGGUCAACGACCGUUCAGGCCUAAUGCAGACCGAGCGUAUCCAGAUGCUGCUACGGUACGGUAUACCCUGCGCGGUCUCUGCGUUACUGCGCACACUGAGAAUAACCGCCUCUGAGAACUCGUUCGGUGUAAAGUAGCGCGGUGGCUGUACCAGGCGCUGCACCGUAACACGACGUCCGGCCUGCCGGGACUGGGAAAAUACACGUUUCAGUGGCGCGCCGGCUUCCCAGAAGUAAAUAAUUUGCAUAUACCCGAAAAAACGCAACAAAAUUGCGCGAAGCUGCCAAAUUUCACCUCAACACAUUUAAGCAUAGCCUCAACCACCAAUAUCUUAUGUUGUACCGACCGCGUGCCAAUAGGAUUCACGCAAGAGUGAAGUAUUUAAUAUUUUGACCUGCGUCAGCUAUUUUAAUAAUAAAAUACUUUAUUAGUGCGAAACACUGGUCACAGUUAUGUGGAGUAAAGCGCACCAAUGCCACAUGCGAUUUAAAGCCAAACAGCCUGAAAACACGCAGGCAUAAACAAUGACCGCCAGGCCAUGCUAUUAUUUUGCUAGAUAGGCUAUUAACUCUACCACGCACUCUUUCCACGUGUUCCCUAUUGCGAUGGGAAUGUGCAUUGUGAAAGCAUCUGAUUCGGAGCUACUGAGUGUCCAUAUUUAACAUGUUCCACUCGUUCGAGUCAACACGCGGUCGCUACAUCGCGUUUUUCGCGUCUGUGCAUUCUUCACAAAUCCCAGCUAAAUCUCACUCUUUUGGCACUCGCUACUAAUUUGUAAUUGCCUAAAUAUUUGUUUUGUCGCAACAACACUAAGAAAGGAAAAAAAAGUACAGUGGGAAAGACAGACGUUCACAACGUUGGUAGUUGAAAGCUAUCGUUCAUGGCUUGACCAUCGCAGGUGGUAGCUUUAGCCACAAAGCACGACAUUUGAGAUGGUCUUUCCAAAAUUCGGCCCCUCGUUUCGCUGUAGAGAGAUACAACAAACGAUCUGACGCACGUAAAGAGAUAAGCUCGCUGCUGUUGAAGCAGUGAGCUUUUAUUUUGACGACAAAUCACCCAACGAAGAAAACGGUGGGCGCCGGCUGUUUGAACUUCCUUUCUGCGGUGUUGGCUCUGUCCGAAAAAUCUCUCUCUCUCUCUCUCUCUCUCUCGAUAUAUA
This is a messenger RNA of Dermacentor andersoni, 4480 nucleotides long. Its product is annotated as ionotropic receptor 93a-like. Gene Ontology annotation, cellular component: membrane. Lineage: Eukaryota; Metazoa; Arthropoda; Arachnida; Ixodida; Ixodidae. Gene Ontology annotation, molecular function: ligand-gated monoatomic ion channel activity. The record is from RefSeq and is a predicted model, not a curated record.